Chaetomium strumarium is the source of this 357-nucleotide messenger RNA. RefSeq lists its product as uncharacterized. Bases 1 to 357 code for a protein of 118 amino acids. The record is from RefSeq and is a predicted model, not a curated record. The transcript has a single exon. Lineage: Eukaryota; Fungi; Ascomycota; Sordariomycetes; Sordariales; Chaetomiaceae.
AUGUCACAUCUCGGUCACCUUGGGCCCAAUGCCGGCCAUGGUCGCGAUAAUGAAAUCGAAGAACACAUCUACGAGCAAGUCAGGCCGAAGAACAGCCCGAGCCGACCGUUCAAGCUCAUAUCCUCCUACCUUGCGUGUCCCAUCGUCGCCGUCCUGCUCCAGGUGUUCGGGUUCCUGUUUGUUGGCAUCUGCCUAAUCACCUGCGUGAACACGGCAAUCCAGGGAUUCAUCAAUGUGUUGUGGAUUCUCGAUGAUGAUGGCGACAACGACAAUGACGGUCACGCGGCGCUACCGAUGCGUGGCUACGAAUUCUCUAUGCCGCCUACCUGUCCGCCCAGUCCCCAGACCGUCAGAUGA